This is a messenger RNA of Spea bombifrons (plains spadefoot toad), 1010 nucleotides long. RefSeq names its product ADP ribosylation factor like GTPase 11 (gene ARL11). Gene Ontology annotation, molecular function: GTP binding; GTPase activity. The record is from RefSeq and is a predicted model, not a curated record. Gene Ontology annotation, biological process: vesicle-mediated transport; intracellular protein transport. Gene Ontology annotation, cellular component: cytoplasm. Bases 149 to 676 code for a protein of 175 amino acids. NCBI's taxonomy places the organism in Eukaryota, Metazoa, Chordata, Amphibia, Anura, Pelobatidae. The transcript has 2 exons.
CUUCCUGAGCUGGACUGCAUUACUUUAUCCUGUAGUCACCAAACUUCUGCUUUCUGGGAAACUCUUCUUAAAGACAGGAUGAAAGACAGAGCACAGAAACACUGGUCUUUCAAGGCAAAGGAGUAUAGGAAUUAAUCAAGACGUCAUCAUGGGAGGUCAAAAUUCAACACACAAGAAGCAAGCAAGAGUUGUGAUGAUGGGUCUGGACCUUUCUGGAAAAUCAACUAUUUUAUAUAAACUUAAAAUGAAUCGUACGAUGGAGACUUUUCCUACUGUGGGGUUUAACGUGGAAUCCUUAGAAAUGGCUAAAAAUAUGUCAGUAACCAUUUGGGACGUUGGUGGCCAAGACAAACUUAGAUCGAAUUGGAAAGAAUAUCUCGAAGACACAGAUGCCCUGAUCUUUGUGGUUGACAGUUCAGAUACAAGCAGACUACCAGAUGCUAGAGCAGAGCUACAGACUGUCCUGAAGGAUGAGAAUAUGUCUGGAGUUCCAUUCUUAAUUCUGGCCAACAAACAGGAUGUGCCUGGUGCUUUGUCUACAAAUGAACUGUUACAAGGUCUCAAGCUGGGAAGCUAUGAAGACAGAAGUUGGGAGAUUCAAGGCUGUAGCGCAUACACGGGAGAAGGUCUUGCUGAAGCCAUGAGUGCAGUGUCACGUCUACUAAAAAGGGCAUAAAACUCCAAAUGGCUGUUUAAUUUUAUUUGUGGCUCUUUCAUAUAUGUAAAAUAUCCAUCAAAAUACCGUAUUCAAUCAUGGUUUACAAGCCGGUAGAUGUUACAGGUUUGAGACUCUGGGAGUUUUACACAUUUCAUCGUAUAAUUAUCUACAUGGAUUUUACUUGAAUAAGCCAUGUGUUAUAAAAUGAUACAGAAAAAAGACGAUCUAAACUCCAGUGAGUUUGUUUACACUUCUGCUAUAUGAUGUCAACAUUAUGUGUCAUACUGUGGUAUACAUAAUUUUUGUUAAUGAGUUAAUAAUGAGUAAUUAAAAUUGCAUUUAGUUAUGUUUA